Sycon ciliatum is the source of this 3681-nucleotide messenger RNA. Its product is annotated as grainyhead-like protein 1 homolog. The record is from RefSeq and is a predicted model, not a curated record. The transcript is spliced from 16 exons. Bases 187 to 2247 code for a protein of 686 amino acids. Gene Ontology annotation, molecular function: DNA-binding transcription activator activity, RNA polymerase II-specific; RNA polymerase II cis-regulatory region sequence-specific DNA binding. Gene Ontology annotation, biological process: regulation of transcription by RNA polymerase II. Gene Ontology annotation, cellular component: nucleus. NCBI's taxonomy places the organism in Eukaryota, Metazoa, Porifera, Calcarea, Leucosolenida, Sycettidae.
UUGCUUCUACGUGUACAUGAUCCUGAGCUAGAUCUUUCAGCCUUUGUUCAAGUAAAGUUUUCUUUGCAGAGAACUGCCUCGGAAGGCAAAUGCGACUUCUUUAGCAGGAUGGCUCCAGCUCAAAGCUGGUAGCAUGUGCUGCUGCAAUGUGGACUUCUUCCUCCAUCUGAAGUUGUCUCGCAGGCUAUGAGCCUACUCCCUCGCUCCAUGGCCCACCAUCGGGCCGAGGACAAACAAAUUGGUGCCGCUGUAUCGUCCAGUUCUUCGCUGGAGAGUGUCAACAGUGUGGAUGUGGAUGUGUCACUCGGCUCUGUUGAGCCCAAUGCAGCAACAAGGGCGUCCAUGCCCAACUUGGUUACAGCCAAGCCGCUCGAUGAGCCAAUAAAAGAUUGGCAGAAUAUCAUUCAACCCUUGCUGACUGGAGAGCGUGAUGGCAGUGGUAACUCCGUGUCCGCAACUUUCCAGGCUUGGCUGGAUUUGUUUUCAACUACACCUCAACUCUUCAACCAGUCCCAAGCCCAGGGGUACGAGAAUAAUGUACAUGUACUAAGAACGGCCCGUACACAUAGCAUGCCAUCGUUUCCUGUACCUCCACCGCCACCAUUGCCAGUACAGGUCCCGCAGUCAAGGAAGACGAAGAAGUCUUCUAGUCCGACAAUAGGUCGCCCACUGCUACCUUCUCGGCCUCCAGAUUAUUCAGCACUGCUUGGCUCAUCCCCACCAUCUUCAUCUGACACAUUGAAGGUGCGUGCACCAUCACCACCAACUGUAUUCUCCACCAGUGAUCGAUAUCGCUGUUAUCUGGAGGCUGCUACAUCCAUGAUGACUCAGCAUGGCGAAGACACUCUCACGUAUCUCAAUAAAGGCCAAUUUUAUGGCAUCGUGUUUGAAGCCAGGCCGGAAAGCAAUGAUGCCGGCCAAUUGGCAUCACCGCGACAGGUGCAGUCUGUUGUGUCAUUGGUGUUCCGGGAGGAGAAGGAUGAGGAAAGUGAACUUCAGCACUGGAGUUAUUGGCACUCGCAGCAGCCCAACCCACUGUUGCGCGCAUUUGACGUUGACCGCAAGAGUGCCAGCACCAGCCUUGAGAGCAUCGAUGACCUUGCACACAAUGCCACUUCUUUCAUCUGGAACUCAUCACAACCCGCACGGGCUACUCUGCGUGUGAAUUGCUUGAGCACAGAGUUCUCGCCUCAGAAAGGUGUCAGGGGAAUGCCUCUCUUUCUCCAAGUGGAUACGUUUGACAAUUUUUCAGCCGAUGCUGAGGCCAGCCACCGCUGCUACUGCAAAAUUAAAGUUUUCCGUGAUAAGGGAGCUGAGCGCAAGAACAAGGAUGAAUCCAAAAGUGCUGAUCGGCGGAUGGCUAAAAUCCUCAAGCAACAGCAGCACAUUCGCCGGCGAGGUCCUGGUCAUCACCGCUCAGCUCCUUUCCCAUCCAGUACCCUGGCUUCCAGCACCGUGCAUGAAGCAACAGACCAGGAGGCUGCCAUCUCGGCUGGUGCGAAUGUGCCUGUUGUCGCUCAUGCUGCUGCCGCUGCUGCGGUGACACUGCCGGCAGCGGCGGCGGCAGCAGCGGCAGGACCUGCCAGUGCGUGGCCUGGCCCACAGCGGUCACUGACCAACCCGUCUGGGUUCUUCCAGGCGCCCAGCAAGGUGACCAUCUUGACCACUACCAGUACUCUGGGCCGGCGACCAGUCCACUUCAAUCCCAGUGACGUUCACCAGCUGCCCCCACCACCGAUGUAUGAUGCCAGUGCAGCCCAAUCUCAACUCUGUGCACUCAUCCAGCAACAGCAGCAGCAACAACAGCAGCAACAGCAACAACAACAGCAGCAACAGCAGCAGAAGCAACAGACUGACCUUGAGAGAAUAAUGCCCUUGCCAGGAUGUGCUGACCUAAUGAAGGAUCAACUCAGUAACUUGGAUAUGGACGGCGGGCCAAGGAGCAAGAACCCACGCACUGAGCGUCGUUUGCCAGCGGUUACACUCUAUGUGCGCAAAGAGGAGGACGUCAUCUACAAUGCUAUCAUGCUUGAUCAGUUGACUGUGCAGGAACUGAGCGUGAAGGUUGCUCGCAAGUACGAUGUUCCUCACGACAUCAUCAAGAAUGUCUAUAAACGAACCAAGCGUGGCAUCCUGGUGAAUGUGGAUGAUCGGAUGGUGCAGCAGUUUGUGAACGAGGAUGACUUCAUAAUACAGAUGGUGUACGACAGUCACCGUGCUGAGUGGGAUCUUUACCUGCACUACUAACAGUACUACUGUCUAAGUCUUUCGGGGCAUUGGCAGCUCUCUCUUCUGAGAAUAAUUCCCCAUGCUCUUUACCAGGUGCAGUGUUCAGGGCGUACUGUUGUACCACAGCUAUGGCUUGUUGGUACUUGAGAAUUUGAGUUGCUGUUUAGUCUCAUCGCACCCACCCACGUAUGCAGCUGUGGCUUCCGGCACUAGGGUGUAAUAUGCUUGGUGUAAAGUUGUACCCAGCAUCAUAUCCACGCAUCUUCUUGUGCAGUGCUGCGUGAAGUCCUUGUCAGAUGCAUUCUUUAGCGGACUGCCAGGUGUUUAGAUUCACCUCGAAGGGAAGAUGUCCGGUGAUUCUGAUCAUCUCCUAGUUGAUGUUCCGUUUUUGUAGUGCACGUCCGUGGAUUCCUCCUAUAAAGACUUGCCAAGACGUUGAGCCUCUUUCUCGAACACGCCUGUGUUAUCACUCGACUAUCUCGAACCUUUUUAGGGAAUGAACUUGACCUUUUUCCCCGUGUAUAUAUUGAUUGUGGGGAAACGGGGUAUUUCGCUAUUCCGUUGUGUGGUCGCUCCAUUUGUAGAUAGGCUUGGCCUUGUUUCAGUGCCAUGGCGUUAGCUGUUUUAGAGUGCGGUGGACGCUACAGCCGUUACCUGCGCUCGUUAUGUAGUAUCGAUAUCCUGUCUUCUAUCCGCUUUCCAACUGUUUCAAUGGUUUCGUAUGGUAGCCGUUCUAUUUUAUACCAUGAGCGUGAAUCAAUAGAGAUAUGGACACGUUUCUCAUAGCCUCGUCCAUAUGUAUCAAUUUUUGUUUGGACGCUGCUGCCUAUUAAUCAUAAUAACCUACCUACCCGUAUACCUUUCUCAAUACCUCUUUUCGUCCUGAUUUGGCCAGCGUGCACCACCCGUCCACUCCUAUCUUUCCUUGCGCACCCUCAUUUUUAUGCUGCUUCAGUAGUUCCCAAGAUAUUUUGCCCGCGCUGUUUCUCAGUUCAGUUGUAUUUGUGUACAUAUGCUUGCUUUUGGUGGCCACUGUUCCCACAAGUCACCAUUCCCCAUCCUCGUUAUCGUUUAUUGUUCGUCAAAUCAGGCAGAUCCAGCCAUGAUCUGCUAAGCUACAUCUGAGCACUUCUCGGACGUCUUUCUUGCACACAUCCGACCAAUAAAUGGUGACAGGUCACCAUCACCGUCGGAUGGCACGGUGCAUUCACUGUUUGUGUUUUUCUCUCCAACUCGUUUGUUCGAUUCCCCCCCCCCCCCCCUUCAUUCUUCUUGUCAGUCUGCUGUCAGUGUGUUCUGUCGUUUGUUAUGUUGGUCCACUAACAGCUAACACCGCUUGUAUGGCUUUGACGUAUAUCCUCUUUUCGCAUAGUUUUCCAGGCAAUGGGAUUAUACAGUUGUCAAUCCUCCAUGCUCACAAUAACUAUGCCUUGAUUGUACUCUGUCCAUAUG